Messenger RNA from Myotis davidii, 734 nucleotides. It is a transcript of the gene SAC3D1, whose product is annotated as SAC3 domain containing 1. The annotation marks the transcript as partial. The transcript is spliced from 2 exons. Gene Ontology annotation, cellular component: centrosome; nucleus; spindle. NCBI's taxonomy places the organism in Eukaryota, Metazoa, Chordata, Mammalia, Chiroptera, Vespertilionidae. Gene Ontology annotation, biological process: centrosome duplication; spindle assembly. The record is from RefSeq and is a predicted model, not a curated record.
CUGGUGGACCGGGCGCUGCUGCAGGGCCAGGUGCAGGAGGGCUUCGGUUCGCUGCGGCGCUGCUACGCGCGGGGCGCAGGGCCGCAUCCCCGCCAGGCCGCCUUCCAGGGCCUCUUCCUGCUCUAUAACCUGGGCUCAGUGGAGGCCCUUCACAGUGUUCUGCAGCUGCCCGCUGCCCUGCGCUCCUGCCCAGCCCUACGCACGGCCCUGGCUGUGGACGCAGCCUUCCGGGAAGGCAAUGCUGCCCGCCUGUUCCGCCUGCUCCGGACCCUGCCGUACCUGCAGAGCUGCGCCGUGCAGUGCCAUGUGGGCCAUGCCCGCCGCAGAGCCCUGGCCUGCCUUAAUCGUGCCCUGAGCACCCCCAAGGGCCAGACCUUACCCCUGGGAUACAUGGUCCACCUGCUGGCCCUGGAUGGGCCCGAGGAGGCACGGGACCUGUGCCAGGCCCACGGGCUGCCCUUGGUUGGCCAGGACAGAGUUGUGUUCCAGAGGGGUCACUACGCUGAGGAGGGGCUGCCGCCCGCUGGGACCUGCAGAGUGUUGGUGGGAAGCAAGCUUGGCGGGCGCUCCCUGGAGGAAGUAGUCAUGGCGGAGGAGGAAGAGGUGGGUGGGGACAGGUCCAAGCCCCUUGAGUAAGGAGGGGCUGUGCCUUCUCCCUGAGCCCAGGGCCGGGUCUGAGCGCUCAGGCCCCUUGUCUCAUGAUUCCCACACAAUAAAAGGAACUGGUUUUGUAA